UUCUCCACCGGUUCUCGCCGCCGCCAUGGAGGAGCAGAAAGAGAACCUCCCGCAGGCCGCCCGGGAUGAGGCGGCGGCUGUUCCCGCAGCCUGCCCGCCGGGUAGGCAGCAUUAUAGGAUCAGUGAUCAAGAAACUAAUGGCAGAACCUCAGCUGCCAGUUCAAACGACUUCAGUGAUCCAAUUUACAAAGAAAUUGCUAUAACCAAUGGUUAUAUCAACAGAAUGACCAGAGAAGAGCUCAGAAGUAAACUCGCAGAGUUCAAGCUUGAAACCAGAGGAGUGAAAGAUGUAUUGAAAAAGAGAUUGAAAAACUAUUACAAGAAACAGAAGCUGAUGCAGAAGGAAUACAUCAAUGGAGACAGCUGCUAUGACUACAUAUGUGUUGUUGACUUCGAAGCAACAUGUGAAGAAGGAAACCCACCUGAAUUUGUACAUGAAAUAAUUGAAUUUCCUGUUGUGUUAGUAAAUACGCAUACCCUGGAAAUAGAGGACACCUUUCAGCAAUACGUGAAGCCAGAGAUUAAUCCCAAGCUUUCAGACUUCUGCAUCAGUCUGACAGGAAUAACCCAGGACAUUGUUGAUAAAGCUGAUAUUUUUCCUCAAGUUCUGCAGAAUGUCAUAGAGUGGAUGAGACAACGAGAACUGGGAACAAAGUAUAGCUAUUCCAUGUUGACCGAUGGAUCUUGGGAUAUGAGUAAAUUUUUGAACACCCAGUGCCGUAUUAGCCGUAUCAAAUACCCUUCUUUUGCCAAAAAGUGGAUCAAUAUUCGCAAAUCAUAUGGGAACUUCUACAAGGUUCCUAGGAACCAGACCAAGCUGACAAUCAUGCUUGAAAAUCUGGGCAUGAAUUAUGAUGGGAGACCUCACAGUGGACUUGAUGACUCUAAAAACAUUGCAAGGAUAGCUAUAAGGAUGCUGCAGGAUGGCUGUGACCUGCGGGUGAAUGAGAGAAUUCAUGGUGGACAGCUGAUAACAGUUUCCUCCUCAGUCCCCUUAGAGGGAGCCCCUGCUCCACAGAUGCCCCGCUACAGAAACUAGAAGUUCAUGGUUCUGUCUCAAGCGCUGCCCUCAGAUACCCGGUAAAGACUCCAAAGUUUAUUAAAUGGCCACUUCUGCCAGCAUGUCUGCCAUGUAGAAUCCUAAAGCACCUUAACUAAUCAUCUCUGUUGAAAUGAAGAGGAGCAUGGAAGCCGUUUGUUCUUUGAAGCCUCUUACAGUAAUGUCUUUUUUUACUGAUGACUUCUCUUGUUUCCAACUUUGCUAGCAGUGAAGUUGGUAUCUGGAAUCCAGACAAAGUGUUAAGCUUUUAAGAAUGUGUAAUUUGAACACCUACUAAGAGGGAUUUGGCCUGGGUGCUGCUGUUCUGCCCCAGCCUGGGGCAGUGUUUGUUUGCUGUGAUGUACUCCAGUGAUAUCUGCUUAUUCUUUGCACACCAAUAAGCCAUUCCUGGAAGAACUGAAAGAGCAGUGGUUGGACUAGCCCUUCCUGAUAAGGCACUCUGCUAAGGGUUCCAUUUGGGUUUUUUUUGUUUUUUUUUAAAAAAUCUAGGAGAAGUGGAUGCGCAUUCAUCAGUUCUAAAGCAGUAGAGGAGUACUCUGUUGUUUUGGGUUUUUCUUUAAGGGGAUAUGUUUGUCUCCUUCCCCAUCAAAUGAAAGAGCUGGGUGUUGAAUAAAGAUUUCAUUAAUGUA
Molecule: messenger RNA, 1689 nt
Organism: Cinclus cinclus
Lineage: Eukaryota; Metazoa; Chordata; Aves; Passeriformes; Cinclidae
Gene: ERI1
Product: exoribonuclease 1
Exons: 7
Coding region: 26-1039 (337 amino acids)
Biological process (GO): exonucleolytic trimming to generate mature 3'-end of 5.8S rRNA from tricistronic rRNA transcript (SSU-rRNA, 5.8S rRNA, LSU-rRNA)
Cellular component (GO): cytoplasm; nucleolus
Molecular function (GO): nucleic acid binding; 3'-5'-RNA exonuclease activity
Source: RefSeq, a predicted model, not a curated record